AUGGUCGGCCCCAAGGUUGGAAUCAACGGCUUCGGUCGUAUUGGAAGAAUUGUCUUCCGUAACGCCAUCUCCCGCGAUGAUGUCGACGUUGUUGCCGUCAACGACCCCUUCAUCGAGCUCGAGUACGCUGCCUACAUGCUCCGCUACGACAGCACCCACGGCAAGUUCCAGGGUACCAUUGAGGUCGCUGGCCAGGACCUCGUUGUCAACGGCAAGAAGAUCCGCUUCUUCGCUGAGCGUGACCCCGCUGCUAUCCCCUGGGGCUCCGUCGGCGCUUCCUACAUCGUCGAGUCCACCGGUGUCUUCACCACCACCGAGAAGGCCUCCGCCCACUUGAAGGGUGGUGCCAAGAAGGUCGUCAUCUCCGCUCCCUCUGCUGACGCCCCCAUGUUCGUCAUGGGUGUCAACAACACCUCCUACAAGACCGACAUCAACGUCCUCUCCAACGCUUCCUGCACCACCAACUGCCUUGCUCCCCUCGCCAAGGUUAUCCACGACAAGUACAACAUUGUUGAGGGUCUCAUGACCACCGUCCACUCCUACACUGCCACCCAGAAGGUUGUUGACGCUCCCUCCGCUAAGGACUGGAGAGGUGGCCGUACCGCUGCCCAGAACAUCAUCCCCAGCUCCACUGGUGCCGCCAAGGCUGUCGGCAAGGUCAUCCCUGCCCUUAACGGCAAGCUCACUGGUAUGGCCAUGCGUGUGCCCACCUCCAACGUUUCCGUUGUCGACUUGACUUGCCGCAUCGAGAAGGGUGCUACCUACGAUGAGAUCAAGCAGGUCAUCAAGGCCGCCUCCGAGGGCGAGCUCAAGGGCAUCCUUGGCUACACUGAGGACGACAUUGUCUCCACUGACUUGAACGGUGACAACCACUCCUCCAUCUUCGAUGCCAAGGCUGGUAUCGCCCUCAACGCCAACUUCAUCAAGUUGGUCUCGUGGUACGACAACGAGUGGGGUUACUCCCGCCGUGUUAUCGACCUGAUCUCCUACAUCUCUGGUGUUGAUGGCCAGUAG
This is a messenger RNA of Aspergillus wentii DTO 134E9, 1014 nucleotides long. It is a transcript of the gene gpdA, whose product is annotated as glyceraldehyde 3-phosphate dehydrogenase GpdA. The record is from RefSeq and is a predicted model, not a curated record. Gene Ontology annotation, biological process: glucose metabolic process. The transcript is spliced from 6 exons. The coding region runs from base 1 to 1014 and encodes 337 amino acids. NCBI's taxonomy places the organism in Eukaryota, Fungi, Ascomycota, Eurotiomycetes, Eurotiales, Aspergillaceae. Gene Ontology annotation, molecular function: NADP binding; oxidoreductase activity, acting on the aldehyde or oxo group of donors, NAD or NADP as acceptor; NAD binding.